This is a messenger RNA of Branchiostoma floridae (Florida lancelet), 794 nucleotides long. RefSeq lists its product as uncharacterized. Lineage: Eukaryota; Metazoa; Chordata; Leptocardii; Amphioxiformes; Branchiostomatidae. The record is from RefSeq and is a predicted model, not a curated record. Bases 54 to 437 code for a protein of 127 amino acids. Gene Ontology annotation, molecular function: calcium ion binding. The transcript has 4 exons.
CCUUACAACUGUCGGAAGCCACGUGCCAGAGAUAACAGUAGACAUUCGAGAAGAUGGCACCACGGGAUUGGUGCGUGUCUGUGCUGAGCCUCAUGCUGAUUAUGAACGCCUUUGGUCACCGCUGCGUUGCUCCUUUCCAUGCCGGUCAGCUGAUUCGUGUGGGGAAAUCCGGAGAGUGGAAGCGCCCAGCGAGAAGGCCACCAUUUAGGACGUACGAUGUAGACUUAGACGGAAAAGUGUCGUCCGACGAAUGGCAUCGUGUUGAGGAAAUGUUAUCCGGAUGGCCUGCUGCCGAGAUCUUCUCUCUCUUGGACAGAAACGAAGACGGUUGGCUGACCAAGCCCGAAUUCAACACCGGAAAGCAGCGACUUGGCGCUAAAGACUGGAAUUUUGCAAGGCCUACAUCCGGGAUUUCCAAACGCCUGAUCGGAGUUUAGAACAACAGAUCAAUCAUAGCCUGGUAUACAUCCGUAUUGCAGCUCCCUAGUCUCUUCUGUUCUCUCCGCAAAUACUUCGAGAGGACAGAAGACACUCGGGAGCUAUAAAACGGCUGGAGCCCAGGCUAGAUCAAUCGACGAUAUUAACUCAUGAUUCUGCACAGGACACACUGGAUGGACAAUGACCGUUAUAAGACGGAGAAAUGAGAACACAUAAGAUGUAAAAUUCACACGUUCAGUCAACCACAAAACAAUGUAACAACAAACAGUAUAGCUAACAGGAAAAGGGCUUUGAAUGUAUCAAGCCUUAAAAGUCAUCCAUCACGACACGGCAUGAUCAUGUGAAAUAUAAAAAAA